AUGCGGCCUCACGCGACAUACUCGGCAAUGCUCGCACCCUUCUUAUUACUGGCAUCGGCGCCAUUGGGCGUACUGGCCGCCGAUAUCCUCAAGACCAACGGCUUCAGCUCCUGUUUGGACGGUACGGGUGACAUCAAAGUCAACAAGCUGAACAUCGAAUUCGACCGCUCCACCAAGAAGGUCAAGUUUGAUGUAUCCGGCACCAACGAGGUUGAGCAGAAGGUCAUGGCAACACUCACCGUAAACGCAUACGGUCGAGAGCUGUACAACAAAGAGUUUGAUCCUUGCUCUGGCGAGUACAAGGUCGACCAACUAUGUCCAGUUCCCAAGGGUACCUUUGGUGCACAGGGCGAGCAGAGCAUUCCCGAUAGCAUCAUGUCGCAAAUCCCCAGCAUCGCCUUCAACAUACCCGACAUCGACAGUCAAGCCAAGUUGCAGCUCAAGGCCAUAGACGGAGGCAAAGACCUAGCUUGUAUCACCUCACAAGUCAGUAACGGACAGUCGCUGUCGACCGCAGGCGUACAAUACAUUGCCGCUGGAAUUGCCGGAGCUGCCUUGGCCGUUACUGGACUGGCUUCGCUCGCUGGUGCUGGACAUGCUGGUGCCCCACAGUCCAGUCCCACCUUCGGCGACGUUAUCGGAUGGUUCCAGGCCAUGGCUUUGAACGGCAUGAUGAGCGCUGACGUUCCCGGUGUAUACCGCAGCUGGUCCCAGAACUUCGCCUUCAGUACCGGUCUUAUCUAUUGGGAGGGCAUGCAGCACUCUAUCGACAACUUCCGUGCGAGCACUGGCGGCAAUCUCACUCAGAGCAGUGUCGAAUUCCUCAAGAACGCUACCCUCGUACAUGUGGACCAGAACAUGACCUUGACUAAGCGCAGCUUCGACCUCCUAUUCGCUCGCGACGAAUUGAAUACGGACAUCAACGGUACUGCCGAGGAGGAUGGCGACAACAAGGUUAUAGUCUAUGCGAAGAACAUGCAGGGCUUCAUCCAGGAGUAUACAAUUCCUGACCGUAACGCCUUCAUGACGGUGCUGCUUAUCUUUGCCAUUAUCAUCGCCGCCAUCACCGUCGGUAUCCUUCUCUUCAAGGUCAUCCUGGAAACCUGGGCCCUGUUCGGCAGCUUCCCGAAGAAGUUGACUAGCUUCCGUAAGCGAUACUGGUGGACUCUGGCCAAGACUAUCACCAACUUGAUCCUCCUACUUUAUGGCAUCUGGGUUCUCUACUGUGUCUACCAGUUCAAAAACGGUGACUCAUGGGCUGUCAAGACACUUGCUGGUGUUACUCUAGCCGCAUUCACUGGAGUCCUGGCUUUCUUCACCUGGAAGAUCUGGAGCACUGCGGACAAGUUCAAGAAAAUGGAGGGAAAGCCCGAUGCUCUUUACGAGGACAAGGAGAUUUGGCGCAAGUACAGCAUGUUCUACGAGAACUACAAAAAGAGCUACUGGUGGAUCUUCGUGCCGGCUAUCGUCUUCCUGUUUGCUCGUGGUUGCGUUAUCGCUGGAGCAGAUGGCCACGGUCUCGCACAGGCUGCUGGUCAACUCAUCGUCGAAUCACUUCUCCUCAUCAUGCUGCUCUGGGCUCGCCCAUACACACUCAAGUCUAGCACCUGGAUCAACAUCACCAUCUCAAUCGUUCGUGUCUUGUCGGUUGUCUGCAUUUUGGUCUUCGUCGAAGAACUGGGUAUGAGCCAAACAACCAAGACUGUUACCGGUCUUGUGCUUGUCGUCGUCCAGGCUUCCCUCACUGGUGUUCUUGCUAUUCUUAUUGCCGUCAACGCGAUCAUCAUCUGCUGCAAGGAGAACCCCCACCGCAAGAAGAGAAAGGCAGCUGAGAAAGCCCGCGACCUCGACAACCUUACCCCUCUCGACGCACGAAACUCGUUGCUCAUGGAUCCCCAAGAGUACAAGCGCACAUCGCUUCCUUCGCCAUUCGGUCCCCGCACUGCUGGCUACGAUCGUGUUCCUCUCGCCGACCAAAAUACUGCAUACAACGGUCCUGGUGGUCGCUCCUUUGGAGAUGACCAAGGGCACCUACUUGCUGAUGCAUCCACUUUCGGCCGUACACCAACGCACGAGCGAAACAUCAGCCGUGACAGCAGUCCAGGGCCCGACCCGGAAGUUGGCUACCACCAACCACCUGGCUACGUCUCCAACGCCCCAUGGCAACCUCAACAACCACGAGGUAACAAUGGCGGCUACGCAUACUAA
Alternaria atra is the source of this 2208-nucleotide messenger RNA. RefSeq lists its product as uncharacterized. The coding region runs from base 1 to 2208 and encodes 735 amino acids. The transcript has 3 exons. NCBI's taxonomy places the organism in Eukaryota, Fungi, Ascomycota, Dothideomycetes, Pleosporales, Pleosporaceae. The record is from RefSeq and is a predicted model, not a curated record. Gene Ontology annotation, biological process: fungal-type cell wall biogenesis; transmembrane transport.